UAUAUAUACAUGCUACAUGCCUCUCCCGCGUCAAAGAUCGAAAGCUCUACCUAGUUAAUUUGCGUGCAUCGAUCGUCUCGAUCGAUGGCUGACUUCUCGUCUAGCAACGGCGUCCCGCCGGGGUUCCGAUUCCACCCGACCGACGAGGAGCUGCUGCUUUACUACCUCAAGAAGAAGAUCGGCUUCGAGAAGUUCGACCUCGAGGUCAUUAGGGAGGUGGACCUCAACAAGAUCGAGCCAUGGGACCUCCAAGAGAGAUGCCGCAUCGGCUCUGCGCCGCAGAACGAGUGGUACUUCUUCAGUCAUAAGGACCGCAAGUACCCGACGGGGUCGCGCACGAACCGCGCGACGACGGCCGGGUUCUGGAAGGCGACGGGGAGGGACAAGUGCAUCCGCACCAGCUACCGCAAGAUCGGGAUGCGCAAGACGCUCGUCUUCUACCGCGGCCGCGCCCCGCACGGCCAGAAGUCCGACUGGAUCAUGCACGAGUACCGCCUCGAAGAAAUCGACGAAGCCCAGGGCGGCACCAGCGAGGAUGGAUGGGUGGUGUGCCGCGUGUUCAAGAAGAAGUGCUUCUUCAAGAUCGCCGGAGGAGGCGGCGGCGAGGGCAGCUCGAGCCAGAGCGCGGAGGCCGGCGGCGGCGGUCACAUGACCGUCUCCUCGCCGAUGGGCGGCCACGACCACGCUAGCAUGUCGUCCCACUACAUGCACGGGAUGCACCCGCAGUACCACCAUCAGCAGCACGCCUCCUCCUUCUACUACUCCCAGAUGCAGCCACCGGAGACGGCCUACUCGCACCACGUGCAGGUCCAGGACCUACUCACCAACCAUCGCCCGGCCGCCGACGCUUCCGGAGGCGCUGGGUACGACUUCUCCGGCCUGCCGGUCGAGCACCAUCAUGGCCUGGAAGUCGGCAGCAGUGAUGGCGUUGCGGCCGAUGGGCUGGCCGAGGGAAGAGAUCAGACGAACGGUACUGCUUCUGAUCAGCAGUGGCAGGCGAUCGACGGGUUCGGCAACGGCGGGAGCGCCGCCACGGUGCAGCAAAUGAGCGCCAUGAACCCCGGCCAACGAGGCGGGGAGAUGGAUUUGUGGGGUUACGGGAGGUAAAUUUGACAUCUCCAACACAUGAACAAGUGCAUCUCUGCAUGCAGGAAUGCUGCAUGGGAACCUUCAAAAGCUGGUUAUUGGAAUGUUAUUAUUGGUUUUGGUGUUUUGGAUAUGGUGUGUAUAUGUACUAUAUCAUUAAUUUGUUGUUUGGUGUAAUAAGAACCAAGGAUACAUAUUGGUGUAUGAGUGUUAGGGUGAUAAAUUUGUGUGUACACAUCUGUUUGCAUGGACGAAAACUCAAGAAUUUAAGUUUUGGGGUUUUCUUGACAUGUAUGGGUUGGAGUGUACACAAAUGUAGAGCGUGUGUGUAUUGGAAGUGGGCGGCAUCAUUUGUUCCGCAUGCAUGCCCUUUCAUCUAGCAUGUGCUAAGAAACUUAAUGAUGAGAAUUAAGUUCAUCGUUGU
Messenger RNA from Lolium perenne, 1510 nucleotides. RefSeq lists its product as uncharacterized. The record is from RefSeq and is a predicted model, not a curated record. Gene Ontology annotation, molecular function: DNA binding. Gene Ontology annotation, biological process: regulation of DNA-templated transcription. Lineage: Eukaryota; Viridiplantae; Streptophyta; Magnoliopsida; Poales; Poaceae.